This is a messenger RNA of Drosophila sulfurigaster albostrigata, 4469 nucleotides long. RefSeq lists its product as uncharacterized. Lineage: Eukaryota; Metazoa; Arthropoda; Insecta; Diptera; Drosophilidae. The coding region runs from base 334 to 3888 and encodes 1184 amino acids. The record is from RefSeq and is a predicted model, not a curated record. Gene Ontology annotation, molecular function: ATP binding; protein kinase activity. The transcript has 4 exons. Gene Ontology annotation, biological process: mitotic spindle assembly checkpoint signaling; meiotic sister chromatid cohesion, centromeric; protein phosphorylation.
ACCACUAAAACGUAGCGAUAGUUUUGCAGCUCCACAGCGACAUAAAAAACAUAAAAAUAAGUCAACAUUUUUAAAUUGUUAAUAGUUAUUAAGUGCAAAAGUUUACGGCUAUAUGAUUCAAAAUCGUGCAUUAUCUGAUCAUAAGUAAAGUUUUAAAUCGUAUUUCUAAUAUUUGUUGUUAGCAUAUAUAUUGCUCCCACGACUGCCACGGCCUCCUCGGUCAAAGAGCAAAUUAAAUAAUUUUCAUUUAUUACGAAACUUAGAAAUGCGCAUUCAUAUGCAUUAAAAUUCCAACUUCGGUCCGGCGACUGCUUGCCAAGCAGCAAUAUAAAAAUGGCCAUGCAUUCGUAUAUGCGGGCUAACGCAAACCAAAAUCAAAAUCAAACAAACACAGUGAGCGUGAAUUUAAGUCCAGAUGAGAUGCAUAGUUUCCUAAAGGAUAAACAGGCUUGGGAACAUGCCAUAUCGCUGUAUCAAGGACCAGAUCCCCUUGAUCAUUGGUACAACUAUAUCUGCUGGUAUGAGAAUCAUGCGCAUAGCGAUCCAGAGCAAAAGUUUCGAGAGACCCUGGAGCGCUGUCUCACUGUGUACGAGCAUAACGAUUACUAUCGACAAGAUGUGCGUCUAGUGCGUCUCUGGCUCAAAUACAUUGCCAUGCAGACAGAUCAGCUGCGAUUCUACCAAGUGCUGUUUCAGCGUGGCACUGGCCGUCAAGUAGCCGCCUUUUAUAUAGGCUGGGCCAGCUACUACGAGGCGCGUGAACAGUUCAAGGAUGCCGAAGCAGUAUUUAAUCUGGCCUUCCAAGAGAAGGCACAGGGCAAUGCCGAGCUGCAGAAUGCGCACACCAAGUUCACAUACGUUCGUUCCUUGUUCUAUCAACAACAGCACCAACAGCAUCCGAACCAGCAGCAUGUGCAGCAUCAGCCGUCACAACUACACCAACCUCCACAGCCACAUGAGACAAUACCACAGAUGACUCCUUACUCUCACGCGCAUCAUCACCAGCAAGAACACCCACACCAACAUCACCAUCAUCAUCAACAUCAGCAACAUUCACAGUUACAGCCGCAGUCACACCAGACUUACUCGCAACCCGCUACAUCAACGCCUUCUAGGCCUCACCAGCUGCCGCAAGAGAAUUUUCAAUCAUAUCAACAGCAUCCUGAUGAGCUUGCUUAUCAUCCUCAUGCUCAUUCUCAUCAACAGGUCCCGCCGCAAGCACAUUUUCAGCAUCAAGAACAGGAGCAGUUCCAACAUGCAGCUGCUCCAGCUUCACACAAUCAAGCGUCGCUUGACCAUCGUCACUACGCUCCAAUAGUUCACCAAAAUCAUGAAGAUCGGCCCGCCUCCCAUCCACACUAUGAGCCACACUUGCAACAGGUCAUGGCCGCCGACGACGCAAAUUUGAGUCAAGCGCAACAAGAUCCUUCAACUGCCGAAUCAUCAACGCAAAUUGAGGGUGUUCGAUUGCCGCGGAAUUUUCACGCAUAUGGACGAAACAACCAUGAAACCUGGAAACCAGCAUUGACACUGGAGGAACCAGACGAUCCCUCAAGGAUUUGUCACUAUGCCAAACAGCAAGUAUAUCCACCAGGUGCAGGAGUUGAGUACAGUCCUGAGGAGCUGUUGGCACGCAAGUACGCACACAUGUUGGAGCAACGUAAACAGCAAUCACAGGCACAGUCAGCUGUUCGAAGCAAUGAGCCAAACGAGACACAACAUGAGCCACAAUUAAAAAAAGAGAAUAUUUACUCAGUAGAACAGGAACAGCAGCAGCAACAAAUUAUGUUUGAUUCCUAUGAGUCACAGAAUUCAUAUUACAUGACCGCAAUGAAUGGUGAAAUCUUUACACAAAACGAUGACGAAGCUGAAGACGAACAUUCAGAAGAGGAGGAUGGUGAUGUUGAAGAUGAAGCCGACCACGAUCAGCAGUCAAAUCAAUCAGUCGAGGAAGAUUCGGAGGAUGCGGAGUCCGAUCAGCAGGUCGAUGACGACAACGAACCAGUUAAGUCAUAUAGUAAUGGUGCUCCGGCGGACAUGCUAUUUCGAGCGCAGACAACGUUUGAGCAUCAAAACCGCUCCAUUAAGAUGAAGUUCAAAAAAGAACGCACUCUUGAGAGCAGCACCUACAGUGCCUACACCAUUGAGAGCAUUUACCAUCAGCAACAGGAAUUGCCUUCGCCUGCACAAAUGCCACAAACGCCGCAAACAGCACAAACUACAAUGACAACGCUGCCAGCGUCACCCAAAAAUGUACAAGAUUAUAGUGGAGGGGCUGGGACUGGGACAGUUCAACGCCAACGAAAUCUCGGACAUCAUUUUCAUCCAUACAUGUUGUGCCAAACGUCGACACCAAAGAGCAUUGGCAAUGACAAUCGCAGAGCGCGGGUCAAGGCUAGAAUUGGCAAGUUUCAAGUGGAGCCGCGUAGUAACAGUAAUUCCUCAUGCUCAGUUGUGGAACAAGCGGUUAAUGGCAUUGAUGCUGUUGCGCUUAGUGCUACUGGCGAUGGAACUGAUGCAACUGUUGCGAUUGCACCAAUAGACAAUGCUACCUUCAAUGAUAAUGCCAACUUUUCGUUCUCUAGUGCAGGCGGCUUGGACAAUUCGAAUAGUUCAUUGGCAAUGGCCGUCGAUAGACUUCAUUUUCGCGAUGCCACACAUGUGGCAAGUAUUAGCAGCAGCAACAACAACAAAACUUUACAUCCGCACAACAAUAAUAACAACUUGACAACAUCCGCAAGGGGAACUGCAUUAAAUGACUUCUCCACGUUCCAGGAGAACUCAUAUUUUGCUACACAGCAUGAUGCGGAGGCGCAAGAACGUCGUCUUGCAAAGGCCUUGGAGACAAUUGCAAGGCAUUUGGCUAAGGAGGCAAUUGAUCCUUUUAAUAGCGAACUCUGUCGCGCAUUCCUCACAAAAGUCAAUUUCCCAGGCGAUGAUGAUGCGCACGCUAGCUACAAAGUUGUGCAAACGCCACUGCCAAAAAUAUCUAACACACGCACAUUGAAUGUCCUCGAUAGCAUACAGUUCAACAUUGACAAAGAAGUGGGUCGCGGCUCUUAUGGAUCCGUAUACAAAGCGACCGAUAUUCGCACCGGCCAUGUUGUGGCUCUUAAGUACCAGAAGCCUCCAAAUACAUGGGAGAUUUAUAUUUGUGAUCAGGUCUUGAAACGUGUUCAGGAACGAGAAAUGCUGCCAGGAUUGAUGGAUAUAUCGACUGCGGUUAUAGCACCAAAUGCAAGCUUGAUAGCUACUGAAUUCUCUCCGUUUGGUUCGUUGCUAGAUAUUAACAACAAAAUUCGGCAGGCCACCACAAAAGUUAUGCACGAAUCGCUAGUGAUGCACUUCUCAGCGCAAAUUUGCAAUAUUGUGGAUCAUUUGCAUCGACAGCACAUCAUCCAUGCAGACAUUAAACCGGACAACUUUCUGCUGAUGCGCGUGCCAAGUGUCGACAGUGUUGAACCUUCUCUGCGUCUCAUCGAUUUUGGCUGCGCCAUUGACAUGUCACUCUUCCCUAACCCUGAGCAUACAAAGUUCCGCAAGGUGGUUCAAACCGAUGGUUUCACUUGCAUCGAAAUGCAGGAGGGUCGUCCUUGGUCAUAUGAAACGGAUCUAUUCUGUAUUGCCAGCACGGUGCACGUCAUGCUCUUUGGCGAAUACAUGCAGCCACAAAAGCGCCCCGCCGGAUGGGAUAUACGUCAAAAACUGCCGCGCUAUCUCAAGAAGCAUGUCUGGUCUAAGUUCUUCAGUGAUCUGCUUAACAUGCGUGCUGACAAGUUGCCUCAGCUGCAGUCAAUGCGGAAAAUAUUCGAAGAGGAAUGCUAUCGCAUGGAAUCGGAGUUGCAGAAACACAUACGUACUUUAUCCAACAUAUUGCAUCGACGAUAACAACAGCAACAACAAAAAUGACAUAAUCAUAGUGUCACUGUUCUUGUCCACCCUGUGCCCCGAAUUGGGUAUUUAACUAAACUACCAAUGCGCUUGAUGAUCUGCUUAACAAACAUACUUGAUUCACUACUACAUAGUCUGAGACUAAACUCUGCCCGUCUGCGUGAAUUGAAUAACUUUUAACACUACAUUCAUAUUUACUCUUUCAAGCCCAAAUACCCAAAAAUAUUUGUUCUAAUUUCUCCCCAUUAAUCAAAUGUAACUGAAGACAUUGGAACACUACAGAUCGCGAUUGUGCUAUCUUAUGUAAAUAAUUUAAUUAACACGUACAAAAACUUUCAUCCUCGGCAUUAUAACGCGAAACAGCAAUGUCAAGAAAACAAACCAUGUCAAAUGAAAUGUAAUAAUUUAAUUUUACUUAAGUAUAUAAAAUUCACAUCAUAUUUCCAAAGUCAAAAGAAGAACAAUAAUAUGAUCAUAUGCCAAAACACAUGAACGCGUUAGAAUGUCGAUAAUUACACCGCCAUAUUUAACACAAAAAAAAAUAUGGAAUUAUUUGCAAUGUGCAAAAAUACUAAAUU